AUGAAUUUUGGUUUUCGGUUUGCACUUGAGAUUGGCAAGCGAGGCAGGUCGAACUCGAAAUUAUUCUCGACCUCUUCAAUCAACAGUGGCCUUGUCCGAAACAGUGCUGAAAUACGAAAAUCAUAUCACUUGUCUUAUGGGAGAGAAUACGGCUACAUAACUAUUCGCAAUUUGUCCAGCAAGAAUCCGUCUGAGAAACGUAACGAGUCGCCCAACAUGGCUGCCACCAUUCAAGAAGUCAAUGGUUUGCGCAUAGCUGUAGAGGGCUGCGGCCAUGGCACAUUAAAUGCAAUAUAUGCUUCAAUAGAAAAGGCUUGCGAAGCUCGAGGUUGGGAUGGCGUUGAUCUCCUCAUCAUUGGGGGGGACUUUCAGGCAGUUCGAAACGCAAAUGAUCUCACAGUAAUGUCAUGUCCAGUCAAAUAUCGAGAGAUUGGCGAUUUCCACGCAUACUACAGCGGUCUCAAGAAAGCCCCAUACCUCACCAUUUUUGUAGGCGGUAAUCACGAAGCUAGCAGUCAUCUAUGGGAACUAUAUUAUGGAGGUUGGGUUGCGCCAAACAUUUACUAUAUGGGAGCUGCGAACGUGGUACAAUUGGGUGGAGUGCGGAUCGCUGCUAUGAGUGGGAUUUGGAAGGGUUACAAUUACAACAAGAGUCAUUAUGAACGAUUGCCAUACAACCAGGAUGAUGUCAAAUCGAUAUAUCAUGUUCGCGAAUAUGAUGUGAGGAAACUCCUACAGGUAGGGACCCAGAUUGAUAUUGGGAUCAGUCAUGAUUGGCCGAGGGCUGUUGAGAAACAUGGAGAUAUGAAGAAGCUGUGGAGGAUGAAACCGGAUUUCGAGAGAGAAUCGAUUGAUGGAACAUUGGGGAAUUUAGCCGCAAGUUAUGUUAUGGAUCGUCUGAGGCCACCAUAUUGGUUCGCGGCGCAUUUACAUUGUAAAUUUUCCGCUGUGAAGACUUACGAGGACGGCCAAAAAUCAAAGAAUCCGGAAGAACCAAAGGAAGAAAAAGUCAAGGCCACUGAAGAAGCACCUCCGGUCGAAAGCAACGAUGCAGCAGUUGAGCCACAGCCAAUAAUACCACAUAACGACGAUGAAAUUGAUCUCGAUAUGGAUGAUGACGACAGCCCUCCAGUUACGGAAGCACCAACGAAUGUCAACGCUGCAACGGGCAAUCCUCAAAGCGAAAAUGCCCCAUCGGCUGCGGAGGAAUCUGUACCGUCGGUGGUUCCGUCUGAUAUUCGAGCUCAAUUGCCCGCUGCUUUCUCAAAAUCAGCACAUCUAGCUCACCGAGAGCCCAGGGCACAGCCAGGACAGCCACCACCACCAGAAAUCACAAACAAAGCAGUUCGCUUCCUUGCUCUAGACAAGUGUUUACCUAGUCGUAAAUAUCUACAACUUCUAGAAGUACAACCUUAUGACAGCACGAAAGAGACUACUCUUCGAGCGAAACCAAAAUUCGAAUAUGAUCCGGAAUGGUUAGCCAUCACAAGAGUAUUCAACCCUGAUCUCAUUCUCGGCGACAAAACCGCCAAGUUGUCUGAGGAUAUGGGCGAAGCUCAUUACAGAAGCCUCAUUAAAAAAGAACAAGCAUGGGUAGACGAGCACAUUGUUCAACAAAACAAACUGGAGAUUCCUACAAACUUUGUAACUACCGCGCCACCUUUCUUAGAGGGCAUGCCAGAGAUUGUGAAGGAGGGACCAUUGGAAUAUAACAACCCUCAGAUACAACAAUUUUGCGAUCUUCUCGGAAUGGAAAACAAAUUCUACGCUUCCGACGAGGAAAAGCAAAUUAGAAUGCAAAAUGGACCAGCGCCAGUUGAGGAACGAAGAGAUGGAGGAUUUGGCGGUAGAGGAGGAAGUAGGGGUCGAGGUGGAAGAGGUGGUGGAAGAGGGUUUGGGGACGGACGUGGACAUCGGGGAGGUGGUAGAGGAGGGGGUAGGGGGAGAGGUGGAGGUGGUCGCCAUUGA
Messenger RNA from Sclerotinia borealis F-4128, 1968 nucleotides. NCBI's taxonomy places the organism in Eukaryota, Fungi, Ascomycota, Leotiomycetes, Helotiales, Sclerotiniaceae. The record is from the annotation of a GenBank genome assembly.